GCUGCUAAGCGAUAUUAAUUAUCCCCUAUCAGAUUCAGUAGGCGUGACAGACGUCUAAGCCGCAUAAGUUAAUUGCAAUUAAGCGAAAAUCCCCUGGGAGUUCGAUCCAAAGUUAGUACGAUAGGGUCUGGGAAUGGUACCACCAAUCUGGGUCAGUUAACGCGCAACAGUUUACCUGCGUGAUAAGGUCGUCCCCGUCCGAAUUUAGCGUCACUGAUCAGAGAAGAAUCUAACUGUAAAAUUAAAAACAUCCGUCCAGGAAGCCCUCAGCAUGGCACCCUUUCUAGAUAUUCUAGGAAAAACCUGGAAAGGGAUUCGACAAGAUGACGACUUUGCUAACCGCCUCAACCAUCGCUACACAGCAAUCAUCUUCAUAGUUUUCGCCGUCGUGGUCAUGUCCGCCAGCUAUGUGGGUGACCCUAUUCACUGCUGGAUGCCGGGAGAAUUCAAAGACUCUCACAAAUCGUACGCCAACAACUACUGUUGGAUCAAAAACACGUAUUAUAUCCCGUUCGAGGAACGUAUUCCGGGCGCGGAUCUACCCAGGCCACACAUCGGAUACUACCAGUGGGUCCCUAUCGUCAUGCUGCUGCAGGCUCUUCUCUUCUAUUUCCCCGUCGUUUUCUGGCGGCUGAUGAGCGGUGCCACGGGAAUAGACGUCCAUGCCAUUGUCAAAGGUGUCAGCGGUCUUGAUUACCUUGAUCCAGAGAAGAGAGCCACGGUAAUCAAAUACCUAGUACGCCAUAUGGACCGUUACUUCGGUCACAAGAAAGACAGAGAUCGCGAAUGCUUUGGCAGUUUGAGAACCAUCAUAACUAAUAUGCUCAUAUGUUGUGGGGUAGGGAAAAGAUUUGGCAACUAUCUGAUUUUUCUUUUCAUGUGGGUGAAAGCUUUGUACGUGGCAAAUUCCAUUGGUCAGCUUUUCCUGCUCAACACUUUCCUUGGGACUAAAUUUCAUCUCUUUGGGUUUGAAUUUCUUCGCAAUUUUAUGGACGAGCAGGACUGGACCACGUCUGGCCGAUUUCCCCGUGUUACUCUCUGCGACUUCAAAAUGCGACAGCUCGGAGGGAACAUUCAUCGCUGGACAAUCCAAUGUGUUCUCCCCAUCAACCUUUUUAACGAGAAAAUAUACCUGUUCAUUUGGUUUUGGUUAAUUUUCGUAUCGGCAGUCACGGUGUUUGGCUUUCUUACCUGGUUGGCAGUUUUCUUUGUCGGAGAGCGAAAAGAAUACAUAAAGAAAAACUUAAAACUUAUGGGGGACUAUAACACGAAGGACAAAGACAGGUUUAAAAAGUUUGUUACAGAGUAUCUGAAAGUCGAUGGCGUGUUUGUAUGUAAACUCAUCCAGCGAAAUACAAAUGACGUCAUUGUGUCAGAGUUUGUGGCUGAACUUUGGGACUUCUACAAGAACAAGCCUGAAAACAAAGGCAUGCUGGGAGAAAACCCUGAGGUUGGACAGCCAAUGUUAGAAAAUACCGAGUUUAAAGCAGACUUUAAGGACCCCGACGGAAACUCAUACGCAUGAAUGCGGACAAUAAGUGUAGCAAUAGGUAAUUUAGUUCUGUGUCGCCUUGAUUGUACACUCACGUUGGAGUUUAUGCAUUUGCCCUGAAGUUUGUUUUUAGAACAUUUUCAUAUUAACAAACAGUUCAUAAAAAGUUUGAUGUCCAGGUACAUAUAUCUGGAUUAAAAGUAGUCAAAUAUUCUGCAGCGAAAAUCGCCCCGUCCGUUUAGUAUACCUCAAGAGAUAAAGAUGUGAGAGGCAAACACAUUUCAUUGCAGUAAAUCUUCACAAUGGUUAUCCUAUCAACGACGGUCUACAGUUUUAUUGUCAAAUUAUCGCCUUGCAAAGUUCAGCGAUCAAGUGCUCUCGAUUAAUAGAUGAAGUGCCUCAAAAUGAAGAUUCGUCAAGUGUUUGUGAAAUAGGCACGGUUUAACAUGUGUAGCGCUGAUAAGAUACAUAUGCUGUUAUAUGUAUAUAGUAGUAGUUUACAUGUUUUACGAAAAGUUUGCUAUUUUACCAAUAAAUCAUCGUUUACAUUAGAUUUUUAGGAAAAGAGAGAGUGUAAACCGUCUAAAGCUCACCUCUUUUGUGAACCAGCUUAUGAUGACACUUAGUUCUGAUAUUGCUGUCUUAGGCUCUAUUCCCAUAGAUUUUAGAUCGAUCUAUCCCCGCGGGGAGCCUCACUAGAUUACUUGCAGAUAAU
Lingula anatina is the source of this 2207-nucleotide messenger RNA. RefSeq names its product innexin unc-9. NCBI's taxonomy places the organism in Eukaryota, Metazoa, Brachiopoda, Lingulata, Lingulida, Lingulidae. The record is from RefSeq and is a predicted model, not a curated record.